This is a messenger RNA of Cladocopium goreaui, 672 nucleotides long. Lineage: Eukaryota; Dinophyceae; Suessiales; Symbiodiniaceae. The record is from the annotation of a GenBank genome assembly.
UGAAGCGUUGCUGAGUGGCAGCUGUGAUGGCCGGGGAUGGUGGCUGCUGGGAAGGAGGAUCCCAGAGACAAGGCCCUGGCUCCAUCAGCUAUGAGCUUUGCGCAUCGGGCAUCGGCUGCAAAAGUUGAGCCAAGGUGGAGAACUGCGUGUUCAGAAUUUCGAUGCUGUCCUCCAAAGCUUGUGGAGAUGCUGAGAACCAACAAGACUUUGGACAUUGGGAUGGAGACCAGCGAUGCAUCAGGCUUUUCGCAAACCUCCACAGCGCACUUGAUGUACGACCUGAUAGCUGACUGGUUGCACGCAGGAUCAAAGAGCUCAGGAGGACAUAUACAUCAAGGCGGUUCAGCUUCGCCCCCUCAGUUUGAGGUGAAGCUGGUGCAUCUGGUUUCUGCUGAGGAGGCCCAAAACAAGGUGCUGACGAGCUCUGCAGCAGCUGAUGGUGGGAGGGCAUCCUUCUUGGUGAGGAAGCGAUGCAGAAGCAUUGAGCUCCGCGGCUGCUCUAAAACCCAGGCCAUCAGAACCUUCAGGGCAAGCUGGCUGAUCCCACUUCAGGCUAACCGAUCUCCUCCAAUUGAGGCAAGUCGCUUGGGCUGAAGAUGGCUGAAGAGACCAGAGGUCCUGGCCUUGGCAAAAUGCCAGAUAGCGACUUUUGGCGCCCCAAAGUGGCCAAAA